CUUCACUGUCAGUUAAUGAUGUAUAAUAAUGGUACUGUAGCCGAUAGGGCUACGGGUAGAACCUUUAUUUUGAAAGCCAUUCCUGGAGGCAGCCAUAGCUGCGGGUUGGUAUAUAGAGUUCAGUAGAGUAUGGGGGGACUUUUAUGUUGAAGCUAGGUUGUGGGGGCGGCCAUCUUGGCGGACUAUUUCAGUACCGCGAUAGUCCGCUAAAAUAUCGUUUGGUCUCGUUGGGUUUUGGUUGGACGCAGGUGGCAACAAGUAGCGCGUUUAAUGGGCUAAUUUGGAGAAUUUAUAGCCCUGCUUUGCAGUUUAAGCGAGUGGUUGGUAAAUAGGCUUUUGUGACCGUGGUAUAGCGGGGAUGAGUGCCGGCAGUAGAAUUGAGUCCGGAGGGCGUUUAAGAGCUGGUGGAACGCAAUAAGGGGGCCAAUACUGCGGUGGUACCGGGCGGCGGAGCUGGUGAUGAUGGCCACUGUUCUAUACUGGCUUUUAUAGGGAACCUCCUCUUUCCGGCACUGGGCUGGAUGAGGAUAUGAGCGUCUCAGUGUGUGCAGCAUUAACUACAUCAGUCAGAGACACCGAGCUGUUCAGGAUUCAGAAAUUCCAGAAAAAAAUUCUUCUCAUCUGAGCGCACAAGAUGGCAGACAGCAAAGAGCUUGUUCCAGCCCACGCCUUGGUGAGACCAGGAUUCAUUGAUGAGCUUGUCCCAUCAUCUAAGCAGAUCACCCUGGGGUACAACCGCUCCUACCGGUGUCUGGCCAAAUUCCCCAAAUGUGAGAAGCUGAUCAGGUCUCGGGCACUUGAAACCCAACUUCUCUAUUCAGCCUCUGAGGCUACCCUGUGGAAGUGUAUGGGUGCGAGCGAGAACCAAGUUUCAACUCUGUUUCCCAACCUGAUAGAUGCUGUGGAGAAAAAUAAACCAACUAUGGCCAUUCGAUACCUGGAAAAUGCAAGACACUGGAUCACUGAUAUUAUUCAGCAGGUAGACAAGAUAAUUGAAAGAUAUGAUCAGCACAAUCAAGAUGUGAGUACAACUAUUAGUGAUAUUAUCACUGAAAAGCGGAAGGCUGAAAAAAAGUCUCAUGACCUAUCCAACGAGAUUAAAAUAUUGGAGGACACUCUGGAGGAACUUAAUAAAGAAUUGACAAUGAUCAGCAACAAACUGAGAGAAACUGAGUCACGGAUUUGCUCCAAAUCACAUGAGCUAAAGACCUAUGUUAAUAAUGUGGCUAGAACAGACAAAGACCUUACCAUCAUUGCUAUUUUUGUGCCAAUCUUUGGAAUCAUCACCAAGUCCAUCUAUGAUGCAGCAACUGGCCCAGAUAUUUCUCAAAAAACCAGGGCUCUUGAAAAUGAACUGAAUCUGCUGACCUCAGAAAAGAACUCCAUUAAACAUCAAGAGUGGACUUUGCAGCUCAAGAUACAUACUGAAAAGGUGAAGUUGGCCCAGAAAAAAAGUGAACAGGGUGCUAUACCAGAUCCUGUCCCCCUCGGUGAGGUCCAGCAGUGUCUGACCAAAAUCCAGGAUAUUCUAAUUCAGCUCAAAUCCUUCUGGGAAAAAGUGCUUGCUAUGAUAGAUACCAUCAAACAUAAAACCUUCGUCGAUGAAGACCUUGUUGAUGAUACGGAGGAAAAAGAGCUGUUUAUUUCUUCGAUCCAGGAAGCAUCAAAGGUUUGGAAAAGUUUUAGCGUGUUCUGUGGUGAAGCUACUCAAACAUUCAGGGAGCAGACUAAAGGUGCUUACAAAUUCCUGGAGACUGACCCCUCCGCUCUCUCCAAUGAGGCAUGGAUGUAAGAGUAUGGCUCUGUGACAGCUGAAGAACAUGAACAUAUGAAAAAGUAGUGAUGUGCCGGCCAUCAGUGAGUAACAAACGAGACAGUUUAAGGAAUAACUAUUAUGUAUUCAGAUAACAAUAUCUGGAGUAUUAUAUAUGUAGCCUUCCAAUACUACUAUACUGUACUACAAACAGUAUAGUUUGGUUUGGUUUUGUUGCUGUGUUUAGGUAUCUUGGUGGGGUUAAGUGGCUUUUGUGUAGUAUGUAAAUUGGGUGGGAUUUUAGAGUGGAGCUGCAGCUUAGUUUUAGUAAUACGGUCCAGGAAUAAAGUGUUUGUUUUUUUUUUUCUUUUUUCUCUUUUGCUCCUUAUGCCGAUCUGCUUUUGUUUAACCCUGAUUUGUUGUUGUCAAAUGGAAGUUGAAUAAAUUGUGUUGAUUGGGAAA
Pygocentrus nattereri (red-bellied piranha) is the source of this 2215-nucleotide messenger RNA. RefSeq lists its product as uncharacterized. The record is from RefSeq and is a predicted model, not a curated record. Bases 635 to 1792 code for a protein of 385 amino acids. The transcript is spliced from 8 exons. NCBI's taxonomy places the organism in Eukaryota, Metazoa, Chordata, Actinopteri, Characiformes, Serrasalmidae.